GUCAAUUAUCUAUUUUCGCGGGCCAUACUUUGAAGUGUUUAUCAAGUACGCCCGCGAGACUAACAGUGGUUGUUAAUUAAGUUAAAUAUGCUGAGAAGAAUAGUUUUGAGGAAGUUCUUCCCUGCUGCUUUAUGGCAAAGAGGACAAAGGCAUCUUCAGACGCUGCCCAUGAUUGAGGGAUUCAGAGGCGUCGUUGGAAACACCCCUCUGAUCAAGCUGAACAAGCUGAGUGAGAGUACUGGGUGCACCAUUGCUGUGAAGGCAGAGUUCAUGAACCCUGGAGGCUCAGUGAAAGACAGAGCUGCCCAGUACCUCAUCAAGGAUGCAUUAGAAAAAGGUGCACUCAGUCCUGGGGGCACAGUGGUGGAGGGAACAGCUGGUAACACAGGAAUUGGUUUGGCUCACAUCUGCAAUGCCCUCGGCUACAAGUGUGUCAUCUUUAUGCCUGACACACAGUCCAAGGAGAAGAUUGAUGCCCUUGAAGUACUUGGUGCUGAUGUGAGACCCGUGCCUGCCGUUCCUUUUGACAACCCCAAGAACUAUAAUCAUCAGGCUAGAGAAUAUGCCGAGUCACUUGACAAUGCAGUUUGGACUAAUCAGUUUGACAAUACAGCUAACAGGAGAGCUCACUUUGAGACAACAGGGCCAGAGAUUUGGGCACAAACAGACGGUAAGGUGGAUGCUGUGACAUUUGCUACUGGGACUGGUGGAACAUUAGCUGGUGUAUCAAUGUUUUUGAAAAGCAAGAAUCCAAAAAUCAAGGCAAUCUUAGCAGACCCUGAUGGCAGUGUUCUUUACAGCUACUUCACAAAAGGCAAACUUGAAAGAACUGAAGGAUCAUCUAUAACUGAAGGAAUUGGCCAGGGUAGAGUGACAAAUAACAUGCAAGGAGCCCCAAUAGACGAUGCUCUACACAUCAAGGACCCUGAUGUGGUGGCUAUGACAUUUUAUCUCCUUCACGAGGAAGGGUUUUUUGUGGGAGCAUCGUCUGGGUUGAAUGUUGCUGCUGCUGUACAGGUUGCUAGGAAAAUGGGUCCAGGACACACUAUAGUCACAUGUCUUUGCGAUAGUGGACAGCGAUAUUUUGCAAGACUUUUUAAUCGAAAGUGGAUGGAAAUGAAAGGAUUGGUGGAAUGUGUUCCAGAACAGUACAGGUGCUCACUGCGGUGAUUUCAUAUUGAAUGCAUUUUUAAAGACUUUACAUCUUCAACGGUGUUGUGCUAUUUUUGUACAUGGAUGUCUAUAUCAAUUAUUUCAUUAGAAAGAUGUAAUAAUAUAAUUAUGAUAUACAUGUAUCGUAUUGAGUAAAAGUAUGAACUUUUGGGCAAGACAAAAA
Messenger RNA from Halichondria panicea, 1336 nucleotides. RefSeq lists its product as uncharacterized. Gene Ontology annotation, cellular component: cytoplasm. The transcript has 13 exons. The record is from RefSeq and is a predicted model, not a curated record. Bases 88 to 1170 code for a protein of 360 amino acids. NCBI's taxonomy places the organism in Eukaryota, Metazoa, Porifera, Demospongiae, Suberitida, Halichondriidae.